AUGCCACAGUCCGUCCCAUCACACCACCGCUCACCUUGUCAUUCAUCUGCACUGCCACAUUUACACAGUCUGCCUUCCUGCCCUGUUGACCCACCCUUCCAUCUCUGCACCCUCUGCCCUCUGCUCAACAUUUUCUACGAUUAUUAUCUACGAGCCCCUGUGUACACUGUACACACUGUACCCUUCGGUACAGUACCAUGA
Messenger RNA from Chondrus crispus (carragheen), 201 nucleotides. RefSeq lists its product as hypothetical. The record is from RefSeq and is a predicted model, not a curated record. The coding region runs from base 1 to 201 and encodes 66 amino acids. The transcript has a single exon. NCBI's taxonomy places the organism in Eukaryota, Rhodophyta, Florideophyceae, Gigartinales, Gigartinaceae.